Molecule: messenger RNA, 1810 nt
Organism: Somion occarium
Lineage: Eukaryota; Fungi; Basidiomycota; Agaricomycetes; Polyporales; Cerrenaceae
Source: the annotation of a GenBank genome assembly
AGCGUCCACAACGCAAGAAGUUCAGAGCACUUGUCUUUCUUCCAGACAGCAUGUCAGAAGACAUUAUCACCAAACGUAUCCAUGUCUCCGGACUGACACCAGCCCUUAGCGCUGCAGACAUAUCACAACGACUAGGUUCAUUCGGAACUGUCAAAGCUCUCGAUGGUCUUGGAAAGCUGGACGCUCUCGGCCAACCGAAGAAGUUUGCAUAUGUUACGAUUGAAACGACGAAGUCCAAACUUACGAAAUGCAUGAAUUUGCUGAGCGGCGUGACAUGGAAAGGUGCCAAAUUACGUCUUGGAGAAGCAAAGCCAGACUUUCGCGAGAGAAUUCAGAAUUGCGCAGGAAAAUGCUCCGGCUAUAGCUGAGGACGGUGAACCUCCUCGCAAGAAGCGUCGUCUGCCUCGUGGUGUACAAGGUGUACACGCCGACAAUAUGUCUCCCGUUACCCCAGAAACCGUGCAAGACCGCAAAGGAUGGAAAGUAACUGCAUUAGGUCGUAUGAUCCAUCCCGUCAGGAUGCGACCAACUCAUCCUCUCCCGGACCCCAUUGACGUUGCAGCAGCCCCCAAAAUCAAAAAGGCUGGUGCGAAGGAAAAGCGCAAAAAACCAAAAGAACCUCCUUCACGUGCGCGAAGACGUACAAUAGAUCCCACGAAGUUCGGCUCUAACCAUCUAAAGGGUGCUUUUCUCGAUGCUGUUGUAGCCUAUCCAGAUACUGCUAUUCGUGCGGCGGAACUUGUCCGGCCGACGUCACCAAUUGAUUCGUCUGAUACGGACAGUAGUGGUCCAGAGCAUGAGCUAUUGUCAGAAGACCAAGAGGAAGUGCUUCCUGUACCUUCGAUGCCUACGCCCGUCGCUCGAUCGGCACCUUCUUCACACAAAUCAGCUCAGGUCGCUCAAAAGGCACAGCCAAAAAUCCAGCAAAAGCCAAGCAGUACAGCUUUGCCGCUGGACAACGAUUUACUCCAAGAGAAGAACGCGUCUUUGGGCUUGCUACAGUCACUGUUUGGCGGUAAAGACGAUGAUUGGUGUGGUAAAGAGAGCCUUUCGGACGUGGACAUGGAUGAGGCGAGAGAAGCUCCUCCCAUGACGACGGAGGUGGUGGACGAUUUAGAGGUUGUCUCUCGCACCGAUGCCAGUGCAUCAUCCGACGAUGAAAGUGAAGGCGAGAUGCUAGACGUCCAGUCUGCAGCCGUCGUUGUCUCUCCAGAGCCCGCAUCUGCGAAACCGAGUGCACUACAAGGACCGGAACCAAAAACUAAACUGAAAGAUCUAUUUGCUCAUAGGGAAGAUGAAGGUGGUUUCUCCCUUCUGGGACACCUCGAUCUCGAUGAUGAAUUGGACGAAGAUGACCUCAACCUUGGCACUGCUCAACCUCAGAUAGUACAGCCAGUCGCCGAACCUAUGCCGACGUCCACUCAUGUGCUUACACGUCCAAGGGCUCAAGCGGGGUUUCUCUCACUCGAUGCAAAAGAACCGUUGUUCUUCCCCAUACCACCUGAAGAGCGUGCCAGCAUCAAAGGGAAAGUGAAAGAUUUCUUCGAUGUCGCAAGAGAACGUGGUGUCGACUGGAGAAGUUUCCGUCGGACUCAAACGGAAGAGGAGAUUAAGCAGCGUUGGGAAGAUAACAAGAAGGAGCUCACGCAAGAGUGGAAAAGAAGACAUCGAGAAGCCAUUAAAAGUAAGAGGCGGAGGGGAGGGUUCGAUGGUGGGGCAGAGUAGACUACGUGUUAAAAUCUCAUAUCCUUUACUACAAUACUGGUCUGCACUUCGGUUACUGUAAAGUGGAAUAUCUUCUCGGUUCUCG